This is a messenger RNA of Camellia sinensis, 522 nucleotides long. The record is from RefSeq and is a predicted model, not a curated record. NCBI's taxonomy places the organism in Eukaryota, Viridiplantae, Streptophyta, Magnoliopsida, Ericales, Theaceae.
AUGAUAAUAGCCCUGCGCCUCCACUAUCACAUUUUCCGUCACUUUUUGCUCCACCACCAUCACCUUCUCCUUUGCCACCACCUUUACAACCUCUACUACCGCCACCUUUGCCACCGUCAAUACCGCCGCCUCUGCCUACAGCACCACCUUCACCACCCCCAAUACCGCCUCCUCCACCUCCUUGCCACCUCCAGCACCACCGCCUCCUUUUCCACUCCCAGCACCGCCACCUCUGCCUACACCACCACCUCCCUUGCCGCCGCCACCUACACUGCUUCUGCCAACGCCACCACCUUCCUUACCGCCACCGCCACCACCUCCGCCUCCACUGCCACCUCCACCUACACCACCUCCGCCUACACCACCUCCUCCACCACACCACCUCCCUUGCCGCCACCUUCACAGCCACCUUCGCCUACACUACCACCUUCACCUACACCACCUCCCUUGCCACUCCCAGUACUACCACCUCCACCUUCACCACCUCCUUUGCCACUCCCAACACUGCCACCUCCACCUUAA